UCGAAGUGCCCUUCGUGUACGCACUCGUCCACUUCGCUCCGCGAGUGAAUGAAACUUUUCAGCAUGGACCACGCGCUGUAUGUCGUGCAGACGCCGCCCGAAGAGAACGACGACAUCCUGAUUAAUCCGGAUUUCACGUAUAAGCUGUCCGAAGCCGAACUGGUGAAGUUUGUGAGGUUACGUGCUGCUAACGAUGCGCUCUUCACUGGAAAGAGAAACACAUCAGUCAUUGCUUGGAGGGCCAUCCUGAAAGAGAUGGGAAUCCAGAGGAAGAUGUCCACCAGUCAGGCACGAAAGAAGUGGGAAAAUCUCAAGAAGAAAUACAAGGAAAUGAAGAACCCACCGCCCGGGGUUACGGUGAAUCCCACUAACUGGCAGUGGUUCUCCCUCAUGGAUGACGCCAUGGAGGGCCGACUGAAGGACAGCGAAGCCAUGGUGUCCACUUUGUCGCUCGGUGACGACAGUGACUUCCGCCCCGACAGGCCCAGGAAGAGAGGCCGCGAGUCGUACCAGAGCGAGAUCGAGUUCCUCGUGGAGGGAGAUGAGUCGAGGCUGUCGGGGGACCGGGUGGACGCGGGCAGCGACCGGGACGAGAUGGAGCAAGAAAGGGCCCUGCUGGAGAGCGACCGGGCCGCCCUGGAGAGCGAACGCAUGGUGCUGGAGCGAGAGAAGAUGGUGCUGGACAGGGAGCGGGCCGGGUUGGAGAGGGAACUGGCCUCUCUGGACCGGGACAGGGCGUCUCUGGAGAGGGAGAAGGCCGCCGUGGAGCGGGACCGAGCAUCGGUGGAGCACGAGCGCGCCCAGCUGGAGAAAGAGCGGGCCGAGAUGGAGAAGGAGAGAGCGAAGCUGGAAAGGAACCGAGCCGCCCUGGAGAGACAGCGGGGGGGCGCUGGGGGGGAGCAGGAGGGCGACCGGGACGACUCCGGCCAAGAGAGCGAAAAAUCGGCGGAAGCAGAAAUGGAGACGGCGUCUCUAGAGAGGAGACAGAAGUUCCUGGAUUUGUUCGAGAAGCUGAUCGAGAACUUUUAGAAGGUGAUCGCGUCCAAAAGAACUGAACUCUUAUCAUGUGUAGAUAAUGUCCUUACAGUGUGCAAAAGUUUGGGCGCCCUAGUCAAAUUACAUGUUUUGUUGAUUGGAGAAUAAUAACUUGACACAUCCUCUACAGAGACACACUUCUGCAC
Colossoma macropomum (tambaqui) is the source of this 1181-nucleotide messenger RNA. RefSeq lists its product as uncharacterized. NCBI's taxonomy places the organism in Eukaryota, Metazoa, Chordata, Actinopteri, Characiformes, Serrasalmidae. The transcript has 4 exons. The coding region runs from base 49 to 1029 and encodes 326 amino acids. The record is from RefSeq and is a predicted model, not a curated record.